AGGCUUGCGAAGUUUGUGUAAACAGUAAAGAAGAUUGUGCAAACUUUCAAGGGAUUAACGUGCCUUAUUGAAGUGCUAAAAGAAUUCUCUACUCAAGCGCGCGUGGCUUUUCAUUUGCCGGUUGCCAAGGUGAUAUUUGGCAACUGACGUGAUAAAAGUGUCCGGCUCGCGCGGGUGUUCAACACGCGCUUCUCAAAAGCGCCAGUUGAGUGGGGUAACUUCAAGAAAAACUCUUCAUUCUGAAAAUAUUUGGAUCUUAAGCUACUAGAUACCAAUUUACGGAGCUGGCUGAUGCUUUAUGAAGACUCUACAUGCUCUUAGAGGAAAAUUUUUCGAUUGCUUUUGCACGCUUUGGUGCCUUGUAAAGCUCAAAGAGUUUACAUACUGAAGAUGGAGGAAUGAACGGCCCUCCUUCUGAAAGAAAGGCAUCGAUGGGGAAAGAAGAGCGAUCAAAAGACAGAAAACAGCAUCUGCUUCCUUUCUUGAAGCAAACAAGAUCGAAGAAAUCCAUAAACCUUGCACAGAGUCCUGAUCAGAGUAAUCAUCGCACAGGAAAUGCCCACCCAAGCAGUACAUUUGGGAAUGGAUACCUAAGCAAGAAUGAACUCAUUCUCAAGUAUACUGAGGGAAAACCUCUUUUACGAGGACAACAGAGGGUUACAAGCAUUCUUCCAGGAACUUUACCACAGCUUGGUCCAGACAAACAUCACAGCCAGGCAGAUGACACCGCUACUAAAGAAGGGAAGAAGUUCUCUGACCAGCUGCCGCAAUUACUAAACCAGCAGAAUAUUCUCAAAAGUUCAUCAAGUAAACAGGCGCAGAAUCUUAACUUAGGUGAAUUCAGCAAACAAGGAUCCAAGAGACACUCAACUCUCAUAACCAACAGCGAGAAUGAAUCUUUCACCCGCAUUCGCCGAGAUCCUAACGGGCACAAACUUCCCAUGUCACCAAGUGUUGCCAUUAAGAACUACGGGGAUAAGAUGUCCACAUUUGAGCAAUCAGAAAUCCUGGAUUUCCCAGACGUAUGGUUUCUUGGUUUGGAGGCGAAGAAGAUAGAAGGUGUGCCGGGAGCUCCGCAAAAUAAUGGGUACGAUGACGAGAAUGGCAGCUACCUUAAAGCCUUACACGAUCACCUUGUGUACAGAUAUGAAGUGCUGGAGGUCCUGGGUAAAGGUUCCUUUGGUCAGGUGGUAAAAGCCCUGGAUCAUAAGACGGGACAACAUGUUGCUGUUAAAAUAAUACGCAAUAAGAAGAGAUUUCACCAACAAGCUCUAGUUGAGGUUAAAAUUUUAGAACACCUACGUAAAAAGGAUAAAGAAAACAAUUACAAUCUCAUACACAUGAUUGACUAUUUCUACUUUAGGAAUCAUUUGUGCAUAAGCUUUGAACUCAUGGGCAUGAAUUUAUAUGAAUUGAUAAAGAAAAACAAUUUUCAAGGAUUUAGUCUCGCUCUGAUAAGAAGGUUUGCUUAUUCCUUACUUCAAUGCCUAAGAGUUUUGGACAAGGAGAAGAUCAUUCACUGCGAUUUAAAACCGGAAAACAUUUUGCUACGACAAAGAGGGCAAAGCUCCAUUAAAGUAAUAGACUUUGGUUCGAGUUGUUAUGAGCAUCAAAGAGUGUACACGUACAUACAAAGCCGUUUCUAUCGUUCACCCGAGGUCAUUUUGGGUAUUCCUUACAACAUGGCGAUUGAUAUGUGGAGUUUUGGAUGUAUUCUUGCUGAACUCUACACUGGGUAUCCUCUGUUUCCCGGUGAAAAUGAAGUAGAACAGUUAGCGUGUAUAAUGGAGAUUUUAGGCAAACCACCACCAAGCGUAUUGGAGCCAGCUUCAAGAAGACGGAUCUUCUUCGAUUCCAAAGGAAACCCACGCAGCUUGACGAACUCCAAAGGAAAGAAACGACAAGUCAAUGGCAAAGAACUCAAUGCAGCACUGAAGACAAACGACGCCUUGUUUGUGGACUUUAUCAGAGGCUGCUUAGAAUGGGACCCAGCAGCUCGUUUGACCCCUGAUGAAGCUUUCCAGCAUGAAUGGAUACAAGAGGGACGUCAAAGACAUCGCGGGACAUCUCGCCUCACUUCCCGACAGAAGGCCACCACGGAUGCGCACAAUCCUUCAGAGACAAUUCCGAAAGGACCUACCACAAUUCCUGCAGAGGCCAGCAAAGGGCAUGCUGAAGGUGGCUUGAUGAAACGAAGUGCACGAACGCGAGAAAGAUUACAACCUAUCGGAGCCGACGCCUCGCAUACGGUUCACCAUGACAGUAACAACAAUAUCACUAAGCCGGCGGAGACUGGGACCGAGACAAAAGGAGCAGUGGCACCGCUGACGAAGAGAAUCACUACAGAGGUCGUGAAGGAGAAACCUGGAACAGCUAAUAAAGCGAAUGAUAUUGAAGAAGAUAGAACUGAAGAAAUCAGUGUAGUAGAAGGGGGACAAUUCUUACCUCCUAUCAAAUGAGAGAAUGGAUUUAAGUCUCUUCAGCGAGAGGGGAUAUGCCUUAGAUUUUAAUUGCGAUACCACAUUGGAUGUAUCGAAAUUGAAUUUGACCCGCGAGCUGCGAAUUCUUUGACUACAGACCUUUUUAAUCGGAACUGAUUUUAAGACUGACUUUUAAACUGAGGGUUAUUUUCUAUCUGUGAUUUUAAUUUUUUUCUUUCAUACAUUAAUAUUUUAUACAGACAGAGCGCUAGUUAACUGGUACAUCGUUUUUGGUAUAGUGAAUGAGGUAAUAUUACAACAGUGUUUUCUAUUUUCGUACCACGACUUUAAUUGGUUCUUGUAUAUAUGAAAAUAUCUCAUUUUAAAAGGAUCAUGAUCAAAGUUUCACCAAAAAAAAAAUCGUUCAUAAAUUGUACUUUGGGUUUUUACCCCCGCGGGAAACAUUUUCCCUCGUUUGACAUAAAAAUUGUAAGGAAAACUUCAAAGAUUUUGAAAGAAAAUGUUCAUAACAUGUACAGAAAUUUUGCAAGGAAAGAAGCGGUAUUCAUAUAUUUCUUUUCCAACUGAAUUAUCAGAAUCUUUCAACUAUUAAUGUGGAAAUAGUUUCGAAGACAGAAGACUUUUUUGCGUUAACCAGACAAUCCAGUAAGGACAGAAAUGUAUAGGUGUCUUUAGGAAAACGUUGUCGCCGUUUGGAGUUUAACAGAGUGAAAUUAUUUAUUUGUCUGUAAAUUGAAGGACAAAAAAAAAGUUGUAUAUUUAAUUUUGAUAUACGAGUGCUUGGAUAUUUAAUUCACAAGAUGUGUUUUAAUAUAUUUGAUGAGUUGUGUUAAUAUAUUUUUAUAAAUUAUUUAUGAGAGAAAGAAAAUUGCAGUGAAUAUUUAAGUGUGGUAUCAAAACGGUGUGUCUUGAAUUACGUGGUUAUUUUCCUAGCUCGAAAUCCAUUAAUAUAUUUAGGAUGCAGAAGAAAAUCCUUGGGUUUGUUUUAAGGAGAAAAAUAUUGUAAAUUUCUUAAGCCCUAAAUGUAAUCAGAAAUUUAAUUCUUCUUGUGAUGUUAAUACGUUAUGAAGCAAACUGAAGUACAUGUUAAAUUAAAUUUCAUCCACGACAUGCAUCGUUCAUAACUGUUCACUGUCAGGAGUAUUUGAAAACUGGCAGAUCUUUGUACGCUUAAGGUUAUCUUCGAAUACGAUUAUGAUCCCCUGCCCUUUUUAAACUAAACAGAGAAUUUUCUAAUUGUAAAAAGAAAUCUUUAUCUGAGUGGAGGAUUCUCCGUGGAAAUAUCUUGUUACGUGCAGGAUUCAAUAAACUGGCUG
This is a messenger RNA of Pocillopora verrucosa, 3757 nucleotides long. Its product is annotated as dual specificity tyrosine-phosphorylation-regulated kinase 4. Gene Ontology annotation, cellular component: cytoskeleton; cytoplasm; nucleus. Gene Ontology annotation, molecular function: protein serine/threonine/tyrosine kinase activity; protein serine/threonine kinase activity; ATP binding. Gene Ontology annotation, biological process: peptidyl-serine phosphorylation; peptidyl-threonine phosphorylation. The record is from RefSeq and is a predicted model, not a curated record. NCBI's taxonomy places the organism in Eukaryota, Metazoa, Cnidaria, Anthozoa, Scleractinia, Pocilloporidae.